Messenger RNA from Misgurnus anguillicaudatus (oriental weatherfish), 2357 nucleotides. Its product is annotated as cytochrome P450 2K1. Gene Ontology annotation, biological process: xenobiotic metabolic process. The record is from RefSeq and is a predicted model, not a curated record. Gene Ontology annotation, cellular component: cytoplasm; intracellular membrane-bounded organelle. Gene Ontology annotation, molecular function: heme binding; iron ion binding; oxidoreductase activity, acting on paired donors, with incorporation or reduction of molecular oxygen, reduced flavin or flavoprotein as one donor, and incorporation of one atom of oxygen. Lineage: Eukaryota; Metazoa; Chordata; Actinopteri; Cypriniformes; Cobitidae.
UUUGCCCGGCUCUAUCAUAGUGCACAUAGUGUCCAAAUACUUUUGUUGCCAUCGUGGACAGAUUGACACCCUACUGCUGUUGUGUUGCAAAUCUUUCCUGGCUCCUCCUCCUCCAUGUUUUGGACCAAAUCAUUUCCUGGCAUGAAUACUGGUCUGUUCAGUCUGAAGACUCACUACAGCUGUGUGUAAAUCUCUUUUAUUAUGGCUUUAGUGGAAACACUUCUCCUGAAUGUCUCCAGCACAGGAGCUUUACUCGCUGCUCUUCUACUGCUUUUGGUUAUUUAUUUUUGCUUCAGGUCUCCAGAAGAUGACCAAGAACCUCCAGGACCCAAACCACUGCCACUCGUGGGAAACCUGCACCUUCUGGACCUUAAACAACUUCAUGUGAGCCUCUUGAAUUUAUCCAAGAAAUAUGGGUCAGUGUUCAAAGUUCAUCUUGGACCCAAAAAGAUUGUGGUUUUGUCCGGAUUCAAGACGGUUAAACAAGCACUGGUGAACCAGGCUGAAGAAUUUGGGGAAAGAGACAUCAUGCCCAUAUUCCAAGACAUCAAUAAAAGACACGGAAUCCUUUUUGCAAAUGGUGACAAUUGGAAAACCAUGAGAAGAUUUGCUCUCUCAACUCUUAAAGACUUUGGAAUGGGAAAGAAACUGAGUGAAGAGAAAAUUAUUCAGGAGACCCGAUAUCUGCGGGAAGUUUUUGAGACCUACCAAGGAAAUCCCUUUGAUACAACACAACCUUUAAAUUAUGCUGUUUCCAACAUCAUCUCAGCUAUUGUUUAUGGAAAUCGAUUCGAAUAUGACGACCCAAAGUUUAAAGAAAUGGUUAACAAGGCAAACCAGAACAUCCUCAGGAUCGGCUCUGCUGUCAUACAGAUCUACAACAUGUUUCCAGUGCUUGGGCCUUGGCUGGAGACCCGAAGACUGCUAAUGGAAAGUAUGGAAAGCAACAUUGCUGAAAUGCAGGUGCUGGUGGAUCGCUUACGGGAGACCUUUAACCCUCUCGACUGCAGAGGAUUAGUUGAUGCCUUCCUCAUCCAAAAACAAAGCUUAGAGGAAUCUGGAGAAAAUGAUUCACAAUUUAAUGAUCUGAACCUGCUCAUGACUGUGGCCAACCUGUUUGUUGCCGGUACUGACACCACCGGUACAACGCUACGCUGGGGUUUACUGCUCAUGGCCAAAUAUCCUCACAUACAAGAUCGGGUUCAUGAGGAAAUUGACAGGGUGCUUGACGGACGUGAACCGGUUACAGAGGACAGGAAGAAUUUACCUUACACAGACGCUGUGAUCCAUGAAAUCCAGAGACUGGCGAAUAUAGUGCCCUUGGAUCUGCCACAUAAAACCAGCUGUGAUGUCAACUUCAAUGGAUAUUUCAUUAAGAAGGGGACAAGUGUUUUGCCACUGCUGACGUCUGUUUUUAGGGAUGAGAAUGAGUGGGAGACGCCCAACACUUUCAACCCUGAACACUUCCUCAAUGAGAACGGUCAGCUGAUCAAACGUGAUGCCUUUAUGCCCUUCUCCGCAGGUCGCAGGAUUUGUUUAGGAGAGGGUUUGGCCAGGAUGGAGCUCUUUCUGUUCUUCACUUCUCUUCUUCAGUGUUUUCACUUCACUCCUCCACCUGGAGUCUCUGAAGAUGAAUUGGAUCUCACUGCAGUUGGGGGUAUCAUCUUGAACCCCUCACCUCACAAACUGUGUGCAGUCAGUAGGGCAGAAAAACACAACCACAAUCCAUAAGUCAAAGUUGGUAUCUUUCAAUAGCAGGGGACUAUUUUCGGGCACUGUGUAAUAUCAUUGUGCCUGCUGCAGCCAUGUUACGGCAGCAAAGUCCUUGAUUAUUACGCCAGAAUGAGAGUAUAGUUCCUAGCCAUAUCGGCCUAGAAAAUCGCAUCUUUUAAUUUUCCGUCGAUCUUAGUACAUGAUGAAACUACAGAAGAGUCAAGUUUUAAAUAGGAAAAAUAUUGAAACUCUUGUUUUUUUUUUGAGCGCGAUGCUCAUGGUCUAAUCAGAUUCAAUAAAUUUGUGCUAAGCUAUGCUAAAAGUGCUAGCGCCAGACCCGGAGAUCAGCUGAAUGGAUUUCAAAACGGUAAAAAUCAAAUGUUUAACUCUAGGGGAGCUGGAAAAUGAGCAUAUUUUCAAAAAAAAGUGGAGUUUCCAUUUAAACCUUUGAAAAAUAAGGCUAAUUCUUAUGUUUUUUGGCAUAAAAGAAAAAUCUGUAAUUUUGACAAAUACAAUGUAUUGUUAGCUAUUGCUACAAAUAUACCUGUGCAUCUUAUGUCUGGUUUUGUGGCCCAGGGUCACAUAUGUGAUUAUGAUCAAAUGUUUGAAGAUGUGUUUAAUGUGCAGUACCAUCAAUACCACAC